CCUUCACUCCCAACUAAGCAAAGGAGGUGUCUCACACGGGGACGGCAUGACCCAUUCCAAACAGAUACCAAGUAAUGGCAUGCACAUGGGUGGCAUCGACCGGAAAGUCGGCACCGCCCGGGCCACACUGACUGGUCAAUGAAUCUCUUUAGAUUAUUAGGCUUCAAAAUUUUAACCCCUUCCCAUCCAACAAAUAUCAGUUGCCCAUUCGAUCUACGUACUUCUUUUUGUUUUUGUUUUUGUCUUGAGCUGAUUUUAUGAUGAAUAAAACUGUCUCUGGCUUUACCUUUGGAAUUCUCAUCAGCGGUUUACCUAAUUAACAAAGAGCGGUUGACUUUGAAGUAUACAAGUAUAUCUUCUUCAUACAUCUCAUAUGCAGGAUGUCUACCUCUCCACAUGAACUACACCUCCAAUUAUUGGCCUUGCUCUUCAUAUUAGCAGGGCUUGUUCAUAUCUGUUCAGGAGAUGUUGGCACAGCAGGCCAAUAUGCUCCCCCAUAUCUGCCAACUGCCUGCUAUGGAAACGAUGUGUCUGAGUUCCCAUCAAGCAACUUCUUCGCGUCGGCCGGAGAGGGGAUAUGGGACAAUGGGGCAGCUUGUGGGAGGCAGUACCUGGUGAGGUGCAUAAGCGCAGUGGUGCCCAUGACAUGCAUAGCAGGGCAGACCAUUCAGAUUAAGAUCGUUGAUAGAGCGGUUACAUCGGUGUCUAGGCCUUCAAGGAAUGGUGCAACCAUGGUGCUUUCCACCACUGCAUUUGGGGCUGUGGCUAAUGCUUCUGCAUCAUCCAUUAACAUAGAGUUUCAACAGGUCUGAAUCGGACAACGCAACUCAUUCUUAACGUUGUGGAAGGGGAAAGGGUCUGAAUCGGACAAUGGAACUCAUUUAUAACGUUGUGGAAGAGGCAACUGACCUUCUGUUUCUAGAACCUCAUAUGGAGAAAUGUCAAUGCCUUGAGUGGUCCGCCAUUGAUUUAUUGGAAGGAUAGAAUGCCUUUCUGAAUGUUCAGCACCUAAUAAAUUGAAUAGGAUUUAAUUCUAUUUAUUUUUCUGAUGGACUUUCUCUCCUGUGUGGUGCAAAUUCAAUACCUGCCUCAUUCUUGAUUA
Molecule: messenger RNA, 1102 nt
Organism: Vitis vinifera (wine grape)
Lineage: Eukaryota; Viridiplantae; Streptophyta; Magnoliopsida; Vitales; Vitaceae
Product: EG45-like domain containing protein
Exons: 4
Coding region: 381-812 (143 amino acids)
Source: RefSeq, a predicted model, not a curated record